AUGUCAAAAGGGCCGAUUAAACUUUGUAAUAUAAAAGAUUAUGAUAAAUUUAUUGAUAAAUUUGAUACGUUCUUGCUUGAUUGUGACGGUGUUUUGUGGAGAGGUGAUCAUGUAAUACCAGGUGUUCAAAAAGCUUUAUCUUAUAUGAGGAAGAUAGGUAAAAAAAUUUUGUUCGUUACAAACGCUAGCAAAAGUCGUACUGGUUGUCUUGAAAAAUUCAAGAAAUUGAACAUCGAAGCAUAUGAGGAUAAUAACACACAAGAUCCAACAUUUGAUCUUGAAAAUAUAGCACCUGACCCAGAAAUUGGUGCAGUUAUUUGUGCGAAUGAUAAGAAUUUUAAUUACCAAAAAUUAUCAAAGGCAUUAUGUUACUUAAGUCGAAAUCCUGACUGCAUAUUCAUAGCAACCACUCUUGAAGCUAAUUCUCAAGGGAAUUGCGAUUACCCCGUCCCUGCUAGUGGUACGAUCGCUGUUUCAAUACUAAUGGCACUGGGUAGAAAGCCAGAUAUAAUAAUAGGAAAACCAAAUAAACCAAUGAUGGAUUGUAUUAUUCAAAAUUUACAAUUAUUUGAUGCUAAACGCAUUUGUAUGAUAGGUGAUCGCUUAGAUACUGAUGUUCAAUUUGGGAUUAAUAAUGGAUUUACUACCUUAUUAACAUUAACAGGCAUUACUACGGAGAACGAUCUUCUUGUCAAUAACAUCUCUGUCCAGUCAAAGUCUAGAAAAUUUAGAAAAUUAUUUGCAGCACUACAAUCAAAUUUGAUAAAAUCUAUUCCAAACCCUUCACCAACUUCUAUUAUCCCUGACUAUUAUAUUUCUAGUUUUGGUGAAUUUUCUAAACUUGAUUCGCAAUAG
Dentiscutata erythropus is the source of this 855-nucleotide messenger RNA. Lineage: Eukaryota; Fungi; Glomeromycota; Glomeromycetes; Diversisporales; Gigasporaceae. The record is from the annotation of a GenBank genome assembly.